AUGGGGCAUGCGGCAUGCGGCAUGCAGCUUGUUUUCCUUUUUCCAUUUUCCAUUUGUUUAAUUUAUUUCUUUUUUUUUUUUAAUAAUUUUUCAUUUCAGUUAUUGUUUGUUUUGGCCUUUUGUUGCCUUUUGGCUAGGGUUAGCUUGAGUGAGGAGAUCGAUGGUUUAGCCACGAAGGCCACGGAGAAGGUGGAGGCCAUAGCCACCACCAAGCUAACACCCAGCAUUGUCGAAGAGGCCAAAAGCAAGACAGAAAAGCGGGACUCAUCGGAUCAGACAGGUGGCCCGUACUUGAGUCUAUCGAGCAAAGACCCACCAUUCCGACCGAUAUAUCCACCCGGCGGCAGUAGUAACAGCCACAGCCACAGCAGUAGCAGCCACUUUGAGGCAGAGACGCCAACGCCCAUCUUUGGACCCACAACGCUGCGUUAUACAGCGGCAGAGGCGGCACCACCACAGGCGUUCUAUGGACAGAAGGCGCCACCUCAGCAUCAUCAUCGCUACAGCUUCAGCGCUGUGGCGCCACAAUUGGAAUCCUAUCAGCGGCAAGUCGCAUUUAAGCCACCUGCCGCCUCGCCACAGCCGCAAUUGCAGCCACAGUUGCAGUUGCAGUUGCAUCAUCCUCAGUCAAUUUUCAAUUAUGCCGAACUUGAGCCGGAGGUUGGUGCCACAGCACCACUGACCCAUCAUCAUCAUCAUCAUCCACAUCUCAGCCAGCAAGGCAAGUACUUGCAGCAGCAGCAGGCGCCGCCGCAGCAAAAGUUGCAACAGCGGAUUCAGUACAUAAUUGCCAUACCGCUGUCGUAUAUGCGGCAAUUGCAACAACAGCAACAGUUGCAUCAACAGCAGCAGCAGCAGCAACAUCAAUUGCUCUUGUCACCACCACCAACUAGCAGCAGCAGCAGCAGCAGUACAACCACUAGCACCACCAGCACAGCAGCACCUUCAGCUCCGUCAUCGCAACCUUCGACCAUCGCCAGCAGACAUCCGGUGGUGCAGUUGCUAGGACCUUUGGCCCGUGAUCAUCAGGGUCAGUAUAGGCCUUACUAUCAAUCGGAUGCUGCUAGUGCACCACUCGCUGGACCCACUGCACCACUUAUCCACCAGCCAUAUCUGCAAAUACCCACCAGUCUGCUCAUGGCUGCUGCCCAACAGCUGCAGCAACAUCACCAACAGCAGCAGCAGCAGCAACAGCAACAGCAGCAGCAUCAUGCUGUCUAUGCCAAGGUCGCUGCGCCACCACCACCACCACCAGCAUCUACCUAUCAGCCUGCUCAGAUUAUCUACCAACCCCAGGCGCAACAUCACCACCCCCAGCCGCAGAUUCAACUGCAAUUGCAACGAAUCUUCCUGCAACAACCGCAGCCCCAGCAGUCCACCAUCUAUGCCGAGCAGCCAGGACCAUUGUAUGCAUAUCCGCUGCAGCAUCAGCAACAGCAACAGCAUCAGCAUCAGCAGCAACAAUACCAAAAGCCGCACCAGCAACCGUCCUUGAAGCAGUCACAGCAGCAGCAGCAGCAGCAACACAAAUACACGCCUGCAGCACCAACGGCACCGACAACAUCAUCAACAACGAGCACGGCAACGGCAACAUCAGAGUCGGCGGCUGCAACAGCAACAGCGGCAGCAGCAACAGCAACACGUCAGCAACACUUGCCCGUGGUGCACUACAAUCCCAUUUACGUGCAACAGCCCGCUGAGCAGCAGCAACAGCAGCAUCAAUUUGCCAUAUUGCCACGUUUUAGCAAUAAUAACCCCAAGGCCGUCUAUAACAUGGCCCAUGAGUCGGCAGGUCCCGGUCCCAUUCACGUGGUUAGAUUGUCGCCAGCAAAUGGUCCGCCGAUCCAUCACUACCACCAUUACCAGCCAGCGUUGCCAGUGUUGCAGCCUCUAUAUAACCAUGCCCCACAGCAAUAUGUAUCGUCGUCCUAUGCAUCAGCUGCCAGCGAAGAGGGUCCAAAGUCGCAGGCUUCUGUUUCCGGUUCCGGUUCUGGUUCCGUUGGUAACCUUUUAGCCGGUCCCACACCAUCACCCAUUAUGACCGCUGCCUCGCCGGCCAUUAUACCAUAUUUCAGCCAUCCGGGUGCCGUGCAUUAUGGCACGCAUUUGUAUCACCCCGGAGCGGCAACGGCAUUGGGUGCAACAACAACAACAGCAACAUCAGGAUCAGGCAUCGGGGUAACAGGACCAAGAGCAGCAGGACCAAAGCAACAGUCAACCGCAACAAGUGGGGGACAGCUGCCAGGUGACAGCAACAAUAUUGUGAAAUAUCCCUAA
This is a messenger RNA of Drosophila eugracilis, 2277 nucleotides long. Its product is annotated as putative mediator of RNA polymerase II transcription subunit 12. Lineage: Eukaryota; Metazoa; Arthropoda; Insecta; Diptera; Drosophilidae. The record is from RefSeq and is a predicted model, not a curated record. The transcript is spliced from 6 exons. Bases 1 to 2277 code for a protein of 758 amino acids.